AUGAAGACACCAACAAGAAUUUCAUUUGAAAAAAAACUACACACUCCACCAAGUGGAGAUCGUGACAUUGAAAGAUCACCACCCAGGAAAUUUUUAAGAAGUUUAUCUGGUAAAGUUUUUAGAAAGACACCAGACUUUAAGAAGCAACAGAUGCCCACAUUUGGAUAUGUAGAAGACAGUCAAUUCACUCCUAACCUUGGUUUGAUGAUGUCCAAAAGAGGAAAUAUACCUAAACCCUUGAAUCUUACAAAACCUAUAUCUCCCCCACCAAGUUUGAAGAAAACAGCAGGAUCAGUAGCAUCUGGCCUUUCAAAAACAGGACAACUUAGCGCUUUACAAUCACCAGUAAAUAUCACAAGCAGCAACAAAUACAAUAUCAAAGCUACAAACCUAACAACUAGUUUACUCCGAGAGUCAAUUUCUGAUUCUACAACAAUGUGCGAUACUUUAUCAGACAUCAAUUUAACUGUUAUGGAUGAAGAUUAUUGCACCGAUGGAGAUUCAUACUAUGAGGAAGAUUCACCAACUUUCAUGAUUAACUUGGAAAGAAACAUAAAAAAAUGUAAUUCACAAUUUGGUCCAAAAAGGUACAUAGGUGAGAAAUGCUUAAUUUGUGAGGAAAGUAUCAGCUCCACAUUUACUGGCGAAAAAGUUGUGGAGUCUACGUGUUCACAUACCAGUCAUUAUAACUGCUAUUUGAUGCUAUUUGAAACUCUGUAUUUUCAAGGCAAGUUUCCGGAAUGUAAGAUAUGUGGUGAGGUGAGCAAGCCGAAGGAUAAAGACAUUGUUCCUGAAAUGGUAUCCAAACUCCUAACGGGCGCAGGCGCUCGUGGUGAUGGUCCGUCAGCCAAUAUGCAACAACAAUGGAUUGACUUGAAAUCGGCCAGAAGCUUCACCGGCGGAUUUCCUCAGUUUACGCCACAGGAGCAGCUGAUUCGUACAGCCGAUAUUUCAUGUGAUGGGUUCAGAACACCACAGUUAUCGAACAGCGAUCAAUUUGAGGCCGCUAGCUACCUUGAUAGCCCAUUUUUGAGUCCACCAUUUAUUAAUCGAAUGGUAACUACAGACCCUUUUAAUUUGAGCGAUGAUGAAAAAUUUGACAAUGAUGAUGAAAUAAACGAAAGCCCUGCUGAAGUGUGGUUUAGUGAAACGGAAGGUGGGAAAGUGAUGGUCAGCGUAAAGUUCCCAGAAAUGCAGGGCAGUGAUGAUCUAGAAGUGCUGAAAGAUGCGAAUCAUGUAAACCGCCAAGAGCUAGAGGACAGGGAAAAGGAAAGGAAGAAGAUAAUCGACCAAUAUAUAGAAACAAAUGUGGAUAAGGGUAGGGAAUUCGGUAGCUUAAUUUUGUUCGACAAAAUAAUGUAUUCUGAUGAUGGCGAACAAUGGGUAGACAAUAACCUUGUAAUACUAUUUUCCAAAUUUUUAGUUUUGUUUGAUUAUGAAGAGAUGAACAUUCUGGGUAAGAUUCCAAGAGACCAGUUUUACCAGGUAAUCAAAUUCAAUGAAGACGUGCUACUUUGCAGUUUGAAAAGCACUAAUAUACCUGAAAUAUACCUAAGAUUCAGCGGAAACUGCGAGAAGUGGUUGCUCCCCAAAUGGAAGUAUUGCCUAGAAAAUGCUUCAUUGGAGGCACUGCCACUGUGUGAAAUUGUUUCUACGGUGAAGGAACUCUCUAAUGUGGAUAUAUUGGGCGCUUUAGGGACACCGCCCAAUAUUGCAGCAGCGCAAUCCAAUAAUCCCCGUCUACCAUGGAAGAGAUUACAAAAUGAGACGCCACUGAAGCUUAUUCUAUGUUUGAAUUUGUCGCAUUCCGGCGGGGAAUCGUAUCGCAAGGAAGUUUUAAAGAACGUUCAUCAAAUAUUGGACGAACUAAAUACAAACGAUUUGGUGGGCAUAGUUGUUGUUGGAAGAGAUGGAUCCGGUCUGGUAGGCCCAUUUGGCACCUUUAUCGGAAUGAUAAAUAAAAAUUGGGACGGAUGGACAACCUUCUUGGAUAAUUUAGAAGUCGUUCAUCCUGACGUCUUUCACGAUGAAAAGCAACGGUAUAAGGUCACUCUACAAACUUGUGUAAGAUUAGCGUCAACAAGCGCAUACGUAGAUGCAUAUGACCACCUUGGAACUGAGUAUGCCAAGCAAAUCUUAGUCCUAAAUGGUAGUGACGUUGUUGAUAUAGAACACGAUCAGGAAUUGAAAAACGUCUUUGACCAGUUAUCUGACUGUUGGAGAUACGAAAUUUCGCAACGUCGCAUGACUCCCACGAAUACUAGCAUCAAGCAAUUCUUAGAGGAAUUGCAUACUAAGCGCUAUUUGAACGUGACUCUUCGUCUGCCACAAGCUACAUCCGAGCAAGUAUAUUUGGGGGACAUGCCCGCGGGUGAACAAAAAACACGUCUAAUUCAAGAUGAACACCCGCAUUCCAGCUUGAUAGAAAUAGAAUACUUUGAUCUCAUAAAGCAGCAAAGGAUUCACCAGACCCUAGAAGUCCCAAGCCUCUAG
Saccharomyces paradoxus is the source of this 2493-nucleotide messenger RNA. It is a transcript of the gene FAR1, whose product is annotated as cyclin-dependent protein serine/threonine kinase inhibiting protein FAR1. NCBI's taxonomy places the organism in Eukaryota, Fungi, Ascomycota, Saccharomycetes, Saccharomycetales, Saccharomycetaceae. The transcript has a single exon. The record is from RefSeq and is a predicted model, not a curated record. Bases 1 to 2493 code for a protein of 830 amino acids.